AUGAAGGAUGGCUCAAAUGAAAUGAAGUUUCCAGUCAGUUGGACAAUAGUUAUAAGGCAAAGUUCUUAUUCAGUUUUUCUAUCAUAUUUUUUUGCAUUGCUGGCUGGCUUAAGGGAGGCUGAACAAGAUUUUAAUGGCUACUCUGCGCGCUGGCCAUCUACUAUCUUGGGACAUCGUAAAUAUUUCAAAGAUGUUGACAAGUUCUGGAAUCAAAUUGAGAGAUGCCAUGCUGAGUUUGAGGCCUCUAGCUCAAUUAUGGAAGAUACUACUGAAGCUUUUAAAACUUCUGUUGCAAGUGUCAAUUUCUCCAUCAAGAAUGUAAAUAAUACAAUGUUGAAAUAUAAUGAAGAGAUUAAGAGUGUCAAGAGUAUCAGACAAAAUUCUGAAAAUUCUGAGUUGGAUGAUUAUGAUUCUCCUAUACACAAAGAUGAGCUUAAGAGUGUCAGAAGUGUCUUAGGGAAAAGAUGGAAUUCUGAGUCAAGUGAUUAUGAUUCUUCGACUGAAAGUGAUGGCAAUCAGUCCCCUUGUGAAAUAGUAAAGAAAAACCAAAUGAAUCAAAAGAUUAUUCAGAAUGUUUCAAAAAAUGCUCCACCAUCUUUGAUUUCUAUUAUGCAAGAGUACUGCAAAAAAAAUUUGACAUCUAAGUUUGAUCCUGCACAUAGCUAUAUUCUUGAUCUCUCCCCAAGAUCAAAAAUCGCAAAAGAAUUUGCAUCAGAAUAUUGGACCAAUCUCAUUGCUGAUCAUCCUAAUUUUCUUGUUGACAAGAACCUUGAGGAGUUACAAGAUAUUUUGGAGGCACCUCCUGAUUCAGAUGAAGAAUGGAUAAUUAAAACAAAUUUAACACCACAAAGUAUAUCAAGAAUUAAAAGAUAUUCUAUCAAUGAAGAAAGUCCUAAUCAAACUCUAUUAUUGGCAUUUGAAGAUUCACUUAUUUAA
This is a messenger RNA of Entrophospora candida, 936 nucleotides long. Lineage: Eukaryota; Fungi; Glomeromycota; Glomeromycetes; Entrophosporales; Entrophosporaceae. The record is from the annotation of a GenBank genome assembly.